Messenger RNA from Triticum dicoccoides, 2274 nucleotides. RefSeq lists its product as uncharacterized. The transcript is spliced from 3 exons. NCBI's taxonomy places the organism in Eukaryota, Viridiplantae, Streptophyta, Magnoliopsida, Poales, Poaceae. The coding region runs from base 1408 to 2073 and encodes 221 amino acids. The record is from RefSeq and is a predicted model, not a curated record. Gene Ontology annotation, molecular function: DNA binding.
GACCCUUCCCUGGACCCUGCGCAAGCGGGAGCUACAUGCACCAGGUUGCCCUUUUAAUGAAACGAAAUGUUUUGAUUGUGGAAUGUCUGAACACACACUCGUAUACGGAGCUGCUGAAUAGCAACUAGGUACAGAUGGUCCCCUGUUAUGUUCAUGCACAUGCCCAUAGUUGUGCAUCUAUAUAUAGCUGAUGAAUAGUAACAAGUUAUAGAUCCUCCCUUGUUAUGGUGAAUAGUAUCUAUAUGUUCAUCUUUUUGAUCCCUGUUUGUGGAACUGUAUGUAGCAGAUAGCACCCAGUUUGCAAUCUAGUCUGUUUUUUGUGUGUGUAAAUCUGAAUGUAGCAGCUAGCACUCAGUUUUGUAAUUUAGAGUCUGUACAUACAUGUACUUCUAGCUCAUAUUUCCAUAUAGACAGGAGAUAAAGAUGCCUUCCAUUUUUUACCUCUGAAAUUUAAGAAGGCAUAAUGCGAGUGGAUCAAUAUUUUUCAGUGGCAUACAUUUGCCAUGCUUCUUUUUUCAUACAUAGGUGUCCGAAUUUUUUGUGUCUGUUUGUAGGGGCAUGUGUAGUUCUUUUUAAGGGAAUAGGGGUUUUUUUCCGGUAGUGAGGAGACGCUGAUAGUGUUUUCACAUGUUUUUAUUUAUUUUAUUUUAUUUUUUGUUUGAAAACCUUUUUUUGCUAGGUGGGAAUGUCUGCAAAAUUUUUUUGUUCGAUGAGGAGCCACAUUUUUCUUUUUCUUUUUUGUUUUACGAGAUACCUAGUGAAUGAAUACUUCAAACUUUUCACACUAAGCUAGGUUUUUCAUUUCUUGAAGUUGUGGCAUAUGGUACAACUCCGGAAAUUUAUAGAUAGAUGUGCAUUUUUACAGAUACAUGUCUGAAUUUUACAGAUUUUUCUUUGUUUUGAGUAUACAUGGUUGAAAAUCUGACAGAAUAUUCUGUUUUUUGAUAUAUAAAUACUAGAGAGAAUUUAAUACGAUGUGGCAAGUGAAAAUGGUAUUGAGUUUGUUCAGUUAGUACUGGUAGGUAAACUCACUGGUGCUGAACUUUUUUCUUUGAAGUGAGCUCUGUUUCAGUUACGUUAUCCCAACCUCAACCUUCUUUUUUAAAAAUAUAGUCUGUUUUCAGUAUACUAAACUCACUUGUUUUUUCUCAUGAAAAAUUCUUUGUAUGUAUAAGUGCAGAUAGCAUGUGAAAUGAUAGAGCUUUUGCAUUUUUGUUUGACUAAAAUAAUCAGCAGUUAACUGUUGUUUUUUCUUUUUUCUUCUCAUCAUCUUGUGAGCUUUGUGGGAACUUUUGCGAUGACGGUGCUGACAACAACUUCAAGAUUGACAUUAGGGAUGAGUUCCUGUCUAAAGCGACUGUCCCAUGCAAUGCAAGAGUCUACGUCAAUGGCGUUACCGGUUACUACAUGCGGUUUCAAGCCCAUGGACGCAAGUACUCUGUUGACAUUGUGAAGGGGGCACACGGGACCAGGAUCAAGGGGAGUGGCUGGAAGAAAUUCACUUCUGACUUUUCACUUCGGAAGGGUGCUGUCGUCAUUUUUGACUUGGACAUGCGUCCGCGCCAGGCAUAUGUUGUUGUUCAGCCAGUUGAAGGAAGCAUUUCAGACGUGGAUGGUGAUGUAGAGAUGAUAGAUGGAGACAACUCAGAUGUGGAUGAAGACGGUGGCAGCAUACAGAUCGAGUAUACAAGGGGCAUAACUCUGAAUGAUGCACAACAGGACAUUCUCAAUGCAUUGGUGCUCAGCCUCAAGACCGAGUUUUUAGGAGUAUCUUUUGUACACUGUCUUACUACAACCGACACUCAAGCUGGACAAAUGAAAGUGCCAGAGAGGGUUGCUUCAAGCUUGAACAUCCCUAAAGAAGGGUUGGCUGGGGUUCGUCUAAGCAGUGGGGAGGCAAAGACUCGUGUUGAAUACAGCACGUCUACUGAUGGUCGUAUAGCUUUCAACAAAAAGCAAUGGAGGCGUUUCCUCUCAAAGACUACCCUGGAGAUCAAUGACUACAUCUUCAUGUUCUUCAAGGCUAGCAGCAAGUCUUACAUGAAUGUUACCGUCGUCGUCAGCAAGCUUUAAGUUUCACUUUCUUUUCGAGAAGCUAUGUUCCCAGUUACGUAGUAUGCUGAUGCAAAACAUCGCUGCCAUCUUUUGUUUAUGCGCUUGACAAGAACCAAGUAACCCCCCCUCGUAUUGCGAUGUUUCUUAUCUAUGUGUGCUUAAGAACUAUGUGGAAUAUGCGUUUCUCGUAAUGAUAAGUGUUGUUAUAUUUUUCAUCAA